AUGACAUCCGAACAGACCGCCCAACCCGACAUCUCAAACUACACCACCUCCCCAACCUCCUCCUCCUCCAACAACAAGCAAUCCUCCCCAUCAGCCACAACCCCGCGCGCCAUCGUCGAGUCCACGACAAGCAGCUGGAAACCCUCCUUCGAGCGCCGUCAGAGCUGGAACCAGGAAGACCAGAAGCGCGCGCUGCAGAUGAGUCACAUUGAGGACGUGAAGACUGGUCCUGGGUUCACCGAGCGCUCGUAA
This is a messenger RNA of Colletotrichum lupini, 252 nucleotides long. RefSeq lists its product as uncharacterized. Bases 1 to 252 code for a protein of 83 amino acids. The transcript has a single exon. NCBI's taxonomy places the organism in Eukaryota, Fungi, Ascomycota, Sordariomycetes, Glomerellales, Glomerellaceae. The record is from RefSeq and is a predicted model, not a curated record.